AUGUCUUUUAUCUUCUUCUAUAUAAAGGGCUUUAACAAUAUCAAACACUUCUCACGGCCAAUAAGGAGCUAGAAGUAAUAACAAUCAAUGGCUUUGGGCCGAGACCUUUCGAGUUUGGCUCUUUGGGGACUGGUCUGGCUCUUGGUUUUGGUGCUUGAGCCCCAUGGUGUGUGCGGCUCGACCAGGAGCUGGUUUGGUCCGAGAAAAGGUGUGGUGGCUUCGCCUGACAUUGGUAUAUGCAAGUCUUCUGUUGUUUCAUAUGGCUACAAGUGCCAGGAGAUUGAUGUGACAACCCAAGAUGGCUAUAUUCUAAAUAUGCAAAGAAUCUCAGAAGGUCGAAGUAGGGUUAGCGGUGGUGGUGGCCAAAAGAAGCAGCCAGUGUUGAUUCAACAUGGGGUUCUUGUGGAUGGAUUGACCUGGCUUUUAAAUGAGCCAGAAGAAAAUCUUCCAAUGAUUUUAGCUGAUCGUGGCUUUGAUGUGUGGAUUGCUAACACCAGAGGCACCAGGUUUAGCCGCAGGCACACAUCGAUGGAUCCCAGCCAACCCAGGUUUUGGAAUUGGUCUUGGGAUGAACUGGUCACAUUUGAUUUACCUGCGGUUUUUGACCAUGUGUAUAAAGAAACCGGGCAGAAGAUUAAUUACGUAGGCCAUUCUCUGGGGACCUUAAUUGCUUUGGCAUCUUUCUCAGAAGGGAGAUUGGUGGACCAGCUCAAGUCAGCAGCACUGUUGAGUCCCAUUGCUUAUUUGAGCCACAUGACCACUGCACUUGGCGUUGUUGCAGCCAAAUCCUUUGUUGGAGAGAUUACUACACUGGUUGGUCUUGCAGAGUUCAAUCCAAAAGGAGAGCCUGUGGCCCAUUUUCUCAAGGGCCUCUGUGCUUAUCCGGGAGUUGACUGCUACGACUUAAUGUCUGCACUUACAGGCCGAAACUGCUGUCUCAAUUCUUCCACCGUUGAUCUCUUUCUAAAGAACGAGCCUCAGUCAACAUCAACCAAGAACAUGGUGCACUUAGCUCAAACUGUUCGAAAGGGGGUUUUGGCAAAGUUCAAUUACGGAAGAGCUGACUACAAUCUGAUGCAUUACGGGGAAGCCUCGCCACCAGUUUACAACCUCUCAAACAUUCCUCAAAACCUUCCUCUUUUCAUUAGCUAUGGAGGGCGUGACGCUCUCUCAGAUGUUCGAGACGUGGGGCUCUUGCUCGACAGUCUCAAGUUCCAUGAUGUUGACAAGAUCACUGUUCAGUUCAUCAAGGACUAUGCUCAUGCCGAUUUCAUCAUGGGAGUCGACGCUAAAGACAUCGUUUAUAACUCUGUCGUCUCAUUUUUCAAUCAUCAACAACACUAAUCAAUAUCAUAUAUCCUCAUCAUCAACUCAAGUUGGGGUCAGUUUAUGUGUAAUACAAGAUUAAAUAAGUUUUUUAGUAGAAUUACCACAACCACUUGAUCUCUUAGCAAAACUACGUAAUCUAUGAACACGAGAAAUUUUGAACGGUU
Messenger RNA from Humulus lupulus (European hop), 1493 nucleotides. Its product is annotated as triacylglycerol lipase 2-like. The transcript has 9 exons. NCBI's taxonomy places the organism in Eukaryota, Viridiplantae, Streptophyta, Magnoliopsida, Rosales, Cannabaceae. The record is from RefSeq and is a predicted model, not a curated record. Gene Ontology annotation, molecular function: hydrolase activity, acting on ester bonds. Gene Ontology annotation, biological process: lipid metabolic process. Bases 88 to 1344 code for a protein of 418 amino acids.